Messenger RNA from Gastrolobium bilobum, 2484 nucleotides. RefSeq lists its product as uncharacterized. NCBI's taxonomy places the organism in Eukaryota, Viridiplantae, Streptophyta, Magnoliopsida, Fabales, Fabaceae. Gene Ontology annotation, molecular function: catalytic activity. The record is from RefSeq and is a predicted model, not a curated record. Bases 1 to 2484 code for a protein of 827 amino acids. The transcript is spliced from 3 exons.
AUGGAAGACAAAGUGAUGUUGAAUCAAGUUUCCCCAGAGGGAGAUGGAGGGAAGGGAGGUAGAGAGAGGGUACAAUCUGAGGAGGAUAUGUCCUUGCGAACUGGUAAGAAACCAAAAGGGGAUUUGGGUGUUAUGGGUGAGGAUCUGGUCAUGGAUGCUCCGAUGAUCGAGAAGGGUGUGGAGAGAGAGAAUCUAGAUCCUAAUCCCCCCAUGCAGGCUGAGAAGAAGGGGUCAGAAUCUACUGGUAGCUUACGAACCAACCUGGUGUCGUAUAAGGACAAACUACUGAAGCUUAAUAGUGGUGAUGCCUCGGAUAGUGAGGAAGAAGACUGGCUGACUAGGCAACAAAGGGAGGAUGACGAGGAGGACCUCAUGGAUGAGAGUUCUCAUAUUACUAGGGAGGACCCCCUCUGUCCAACUUAUCACAUAUCAGGGGCUCAGCACUUGGAGGACUGUAAGCAGUGGCGAAAGGCUUUAAUCAUCAAAUUGCUAGGAAAGAGGAUUGUUCCUCGCUUUCUGAUGGCUAGACUUCAAAGGCUAUGGAACUUGGUGAGUCCAUAUGAGCUAAUUGAUUUAGACAAUGGUUUUCUGUUUCUGCGGUUCCAGAACGACAAUGAUUACCGUCAUGUCCUGGAAGAAGGACCGUGGAUCGUGAAUGAUCACUAUGUUGUGGUCCAAAGAUGGAGGUCAUUCUUUGACCCAUAUGAUGAUCAAGUUAAGAAGAUGGCAUUUUGGGUCAGGAUUCCUGGGUUACCCAUUGAGCUCUAUACUGCACGCCACCUAUGGAGGAUUGGCAGCAUUUUUGGGAGGACUCUGAAGGUUAAUAGAAACUCUCUUCGUAAGAGUGACUCUGGUUUGGAGGUCAUCACUGAGAGAGCUCGGUUUUCCCGCAUAUGUGUGGAGGUGGAUUUGAGAAAGAGUUUUUUGUCACAAUUUAAUAUAGGUGAGAAAGUUUAUCAGGUAGGAUACGAAGGCUUACAUUUGAUUUGUUUCAAAUGUGGAGUCUAUGGUCAUAAAAAAGAGUUAUGUUCUGAUACUGCUACUCAGGAGAUUCAAAAAUCUGUUGAAGAGGCCCCCCCUACGAAAUCAGAUCAUAAUAGUUCAGACAAAGCUGAGGUCGAAGUAAAGCAAAAGGAAGCUUUUGGAGAAUGGAUAGUGGUCCAAAGGCAGCCCAGGGGGAGGAAGUUGAAGGUUGUCCCUUCAAAAAUGAAGACUGAAGAUGUGAGGGAAAGUACAUCAGGGGUCAAGAAGGUGUCUGUUGUGGAGAAGGUGCAAGAGGAUGCUGUGAAUGCUGGUGUUCCUAUGGAAGCUGUUCAGACCAUCAUUCAGGGUCCUGAGGUAGUGGCUAUGGAAUUAGGGGAGGAUGAGCAGCAUAUCAGUAAUGAUCAGAUUCCCUUGGGGGAUAGGAAUCACCUUGACCAGGGCACUUUGAGGAAGCCAGGAGUAGCUAAUAGCAAGAUCAGAGGCAUCCCUGCUAAAGGUGUUAAGGAGAAGGGAAGGGAUCCAACUAGCCCUUUGCAAAAUAAAGGUGGUACUGAAAAUAAACCUCUUAAUUCUGCUUCUAGUAGACUGAAAGAGAAAGGGAAACCCAGCUUGGACCUGAAAGUUAAACUGGAAGGGCUGUCUAACCAGGUCGUGAAGGGAAGGGGUCCAACUAGCCCUAUGCAAAAGAACCAAUUUGAGCAGAAUAUUGAGGUACCCUCUCCCAAGGGAGUUGGUAAAAAGGGUUUUACCACUCUCAUUAGAGAUUUAAAAUUUCGGUUUAAGUUUGAUAUCUUAGCUCUUUUGGAAACUAGAACUUCUGGUUCUAAGGGUGAUAACAUUAUCAAGCAGUUGGGAUUCCCUAACUACUUUAAGCAGGAGGCUGAUGGGUAUUCUGGUGGGAUCUGGAUCCUUUGGGAUAAUAAGGUGGUUGAUCUUGAGAUCAUCUCAACCCACCACCAAUUUGUUCACACUAAGGUAGUGCAUUUGUUGUCUAUGAAGAUUGAACUCAUUACAUUUGUUUAUGGGAGCCCUAGGAGGAUUAAGAGGAGGAUUCUUUGGGCUGAGCUAGACAUCAUUAGUCAAUCAAUUCAGGGGGCAUGGCUCUUGAUUGGUGACUUUAAUUCUGUUUUGCAUGCUUCGGAGAAGAUUGGUGGCAGGGGGCCUAUACUGGUGGCUCAGAGUGGUCCCCCUAGACCUGGUGAUCAUACCAUAACCUUCAAGUUCAUGGCUGCUUGGCUAACUGAUCAAGACUUUGGUAGAUUGGUCAGGAACAGUUGGGGUAAUAAUAUUUGUUGGAACCAGGCAAGGAGCAAGUUUGAUAGGGAAGCCAAAGAGUGGCACCAGAAUGUUUUUAGGAGGAAUUUCCAUCAGAAAAAUAAGAUUUAUGCUAGACUGAGGGGUCUUGACAGUUACAGAAAUGGGAGCUUUGACCAUAAUUUGGAGAUUUUGCAAAAAACUUAUGGAAGGAGCUUCAAGGCAUUCUUCUUUCGGAGGAAAUAA